UGUGAUGCGGGGUAGCCGCGUUGCGUUUUUCGCUCCGAAAACUUUGUCAUUAUCGAAUAUUUGGGAGUGCGUCUCCAUAAUCGAUUCAAAAUAUGCCGAGUCGUAAUCGUGGUGCUACUGGUUAUGUUCUGUGUUACUUUGUGAAAGUUUUCUGAAGUUUCCUUUAGUGCAUUCUUGGUGAUUCAUCUGUGGCGAACGAGAAGUUCUGUUAGUGUAGAAUACACAUAAUAUACGUGUUCUCAAGUUGUACCUAAAGGAUAUGGUCGGACUUCGGCCGUAGUCGGAGGAAAGUUGGAAUCUCGUCGAAAUAAGAUGAAACCAGGUCACCCGCGACACGAUAUUUCGGCGUGAUACAAAGAUUGCUGCUCACGAUGGCGCUGAAACUCCAGUGUUUUGCACUUCUGAGCCUGGUGCUCGCAGUCGUCACAGAAGAUUUCACGGCAAACUGCCCCGAGGAAUGCAAAUGUGUAUGGGCCAGCGGCAACAAGCAGGCGAACUGCUCGAAAGCGCGCUUGCACGAGAUACCGAAAACCCUCAGCCCCGACAUACAGAACCUGGAUCUGACCGGCAACGAACUCUACGAAAUAACGAGACACGCCUUCGAGGAUGUGCAGCUAAUAAAUCUUAAGAAGCUCGUCCUAAAAGAGUGCAAACUUCUAACGAUACAGAAGAACGGCCUGAGCGGUCUCGCUAUUAUGAUCGAACUCGACCUAUCGAAGAACGACCUAAAAUCGCUUCACGCGGAUACCUUCAAGGAGACUGUGAAAAUAAGAUGGGUCCUCCUGAACGAUAAUCAAAUAGAGAAAUUAGAGGACGGACUAUUUAAUAAUCUACCGUUCCUCCAAAAAGUCGACCUGAGCAAUAAUAGGAUACUUCAAAUUGGCGGAAAGACGUUCAUGAAUUUACCCAAAUUCAACAACCUGAAGCUUAACGAUAAUAAAUUGGAGUACCUCAAGACGGAUACGCUCAGUUCGCUGGCCUCAUUGUCUAAUUUAGAAGUACACAAUAAUCCUUGGCGAUGUGACUGCUACUUGCAGUCUUUUAGAAACUGGGUCAUCAGUAAAAAUCUCUACACGUCGCCAAUUUCUUGCAGCGAACCGCCGAAAGUACACGGAAAAUUGUGGAAGGAACUGGAUUCUAGUGAUUUUGCUUGCCGGCCGAGCAUUAUUUACCCCUCCACAAAAACUACCCUGAGAUCGUCGGACACGAACGUGACCCUUUCGUGCCAAGUGAACGGCAAUCCCUCGCCUGAAGUUAAUUGGGUAUUAAACGCGCAAAUAAUUGAUGGGUCGUAUAGAUACCAGGGUGAACAGAAAUAUUAUGUGACCCAAAGUAAUUCUGAUAAUAGCAAAUGGUUUAAUUUAACGAUCGUCGACGCCGGCAGCUCGGAUAAUGGAGAGUACUUGUGUGUAGCUAAAAACGCAGGUGGAGUGGAGGAGAGGAGCUUGACGCUGGCUAUCACUCACGUCACACCGGGAGUGGUCGUGCCGCAAGGGAUGGAUAACAGUAUGCUUUCUAUGUUGAUCGGCGUUUCCUGCGCCGCAGCGAUUCUUCUCAUAAUCCUUAUCAUCAUCUGUUACUUCUGCUGCAGAAGACGUAGCUUAGAAAAGAAGAAGGCCAAUAAUUCUAACGGCGAAGCAUUGAUAGAAGGAUCCGUAAUACCAGAAAUGGAGAAGAGCCUCAUCACUGCUGUUAACCCUGUGACAAAACCACCGAGGAGAUACGAGGUCCCGCCCUCCAUCACGAGCGGUGGUACGGAAAUGUCCGAACUUAACAAGAACCUCCUUGAUAAUGACUCUGUUUUUGCUCACAAUGAAGAUGAAAAGAGGUCGCUUGAUUAUGAACAACUUUCCAAGCGAUCACAAGACGCACUGAACGUUGAAUAUGGCCGCACAGAUGGACGCGCCUAUCCUCCUGACCUACUGUCGUUCCCCGCAAGGGCGGCUCAGAUAUCACCCGCAGCGAGCAACGCGUCCACAGUGCCUGAUACGAGCCGGCUAGCCAUCAACCCGGUUAGCCCCAUUCAUUCGCCAAUUUACGGCAUGACUGCCAAUCAAAAUCUAUUCCGAACACUGCCAUAUUCGCGAUCUCAAUCGCCGUUCACUGCCCCCAUGACACCGACGGUUGUGACUCCUAGACAAGGCUAUGUAACCAUUCCGAGAAGACCUAGGGUGCCCUCGUGGUCGAGCACAGCGAGUACACAGAUACUUCCGAGCACCGAAGCGCAGGAACCCUUAUACGACAACCUAGGUUUAAGAACCACCGCCGAUGGAAGCUCGGUUUUAUCACUAAAUAAAGCGGGUGUGGAACAACAAUUUUCUCCAAUGAGAAACAGGCCGCUUCCGGCUACUCCUACCGUUUAUCCGAAUCCACAUCAGCUCUAUUAUGCUCCUAUCGAGGAGCAGGAGCCCGCCCCGUCUCCUGUACCACCUCCCUUCACGCCGACUAGGAAUAGUAUCAGCUCGCAAAUAUCAAAUCAAAUGUCCACACCUGGCCCUCAAGAACCGGUCAAUCCUAGAAUGAGCUGGACGGCUAAAAAUACAUCAACGCCCCAACCUGAACCUAGAAAGCAACUUAUGAUGGACAAAAACGCUAUGCCCCAAAUCACCGAUAGCCCAUCGAGUCGAAAGGGAAAACCGGAGACUGGAUCUUUAAGGAGAAACCUCGCCAGCGAGACAAAGGACGAGCACAGCUCUCCAGCGAAAGAGGAUCCACACAAAAAUGAAACUAAUCAGUCGCUGAACCAAUCCGGCACUAUGGGAAGAAGCGGGAAAAUACCACCGAGACCUCCACCGAAACCCAAGAAAAAGCCUAGUACAGAAUUAAGUCCAAACGAACCGCUCUUCGAAGACGAGGGAGAAGACGGUACGGAAGUGUAGCCAACACUUGGCGAGUAGACGAACUGUGUGCCAACGAGCUUGUAGUGAUAACAGUGGAAUAUCAGUGAAUAAGUGCAAUCGUAUAUAUCAUCAUUUCCCGGUGCUCGUGUAAAUACCUUGUGCUAGAUUUUUUACUAUUGCGUGUAUGGUGGAAGUACACUAUGGACCAUUUUGCAAAUUUUACUAUUGUAAGUGUGUAGUUAGUUCGUGCUAUGAAAAUUGAGGAGCAUACGCAGAGUGCAUGAUAAAAUGAGCGUUUUAAGUAUUUAUUUUAGUGCUAUUCUUAUGACAAUCAUGAUUUGUGAGUGUUGCCAGUUUGGGCGUAUUUAAUCGAUUGCCAAGACUGAUAUUUCUAAAUUUCUCGUUUACAUUCCCUCUAUGGAUUCCAGUUGUAUUGCUGCAGCUUUAUUUUGUUAUGGUUUACGAAAGACAUUGCGAGCUUUCAAGUUAUUGAUUUGGUCAAUAAUUUGUUUAAAGUGCGAUAGGAUCUUUUGUUUGCCAAUCUAUGAACUUCCGUUGCCCAGUAACUGCGUUUUUAGAUCGGAGAUUAUGUUUUAAAGAAACUCAGCUAAUUUAUUUAUCGUAAUAAAUUAUCUCAUGUAAAAUAGCUUGUAGAUAUUUAAGACUGUUUUAAGAAAUGACAAAAGUGUUUCAUCUUAUUCCAUGGUCUUACAUUUGCUUUUUACACUCGAGCUAUAUUUUUCUUUGAAUGUAUAUUAAUUAUCAAAAAUAUAGUUCCUAAAAUAUUCCAAUAAGAUCAAAGGCCCACCUUUAAUUUCAAUAUUAAGUCUAAAGUUAGAUGAUACAUAAUGUGACUCCUAGUUUCAUCCCAUUUAAAUAUUGUCUUGAAUGCCCUCGCUUUACAACGUGUAAGCAAUGGGAUGACGCUAGGAUAUUUAUUGUUACCAACGUGUAUAUUUGGAAUACAGUAUUUGGCCUAAUUUGCGUGUAAUUUUGUAAAAGAACGUGCGAUUUUUUUACUUGCCAAAUGUUACUAGGUGCUUUUGUAAUAUGACCACUUUUACUAUUGCGUCGCAGCUAAUCGCUUGCAAUUUGAUGGUGGUCAUAUUAUAAUAACGAUUGAGUUAAAAUAAAAACUGUAAGUCAACCGUUUUCAUUAUUUUGUACUCGAUAGUUUUAUAUGUUAAAGUACAAUUACUUGGUUUUUAUAUGUUCAAGUUAGGACAUGAAUUGAUGUAGUACACGAUGUAUUCGACUUUAAUUUCUGUGAACGAGAACCGGGUAGCCAUUGAGACCGUAUAUUUUAGUUCGUAUGGUGCGUUUUAUGUCCAUUUAUCGUAUUGUAUUUUUAACGUAGCCAUUGGUGCUUACUUGUAUGAAGUUUUAAUGUUAUUUAUUUUUUGUACUCAACACUACCCGAGUGCGCGAAACGUGUAUCAUCGGUUCGCGUAGGGGACUGAUAGGGUGUUCGUACGAUGAGGGAAUCGAGGAGUUGUCAAUUUUAACCCAAAACAUGUCGGGGGAUCGGAUCAUGUGUAUCAUUCAUUCAUUAUAUCGACUAGCGUAAAUUUUAUGUCACUUCGCAUCGACUGGACUUUCAUAAACACAACCGAACCAGACAUUUAGUUUCUUCAGAAAUUUAUCAUGCGCAUAAAUCGCGAAAUAUAAGUUAUGUAUGCAUUCGCUACACGGGAAUAUUUUACGGCGCUCGAGGAGGAAUUUAUUGGAAAGUUACCAAAGCGCGAGCUCGAGGUGUAUGAAUUUUCGGUCGGUGCGAAAUGUGUUGCAUUGUACAUAAUGAUUUUAUCGGACGUUUUAACUGGCGUAGUUGGGACGGCACUCGCGGCGCUGUUUACGACGGGCACGAGUCCUGACGUAGCCCCAACAUCACGUCCUACGUCGGCACGCUCGGCCAGUGUCGUCCGCGUGCUCGAAGGUUAUAUAGUACUACUGUACCAUUUUUACAAUGUUUACUUUAGUUUUAAGCGCCACAUGUAAAUAUGAACAUUAUUAUUAAAGUGAUUAAAGCUAUAUUUCAGUAAA
Messenger RNA from Aricia agestis (brown argus), 4883 nucleotides. RefSeq lists its product as uncharacterized. Bases 372 to 2879 code for a protein of 835 amino acids. Gene Ontology annotation, molecular function: protein binding. NCBI's taxonomy places the organism in Eukaryota, Metazoa, Arthropoda, Insecta, Lepidoptera, Lycaenidae. The transcript has 4 exons. The record is from RefSeq and is a predicted model, not a curated record.